This is a messenger RNA of Pseudogymnoascus verrucosus, 2279 nucleotides long. RefSeq lists its product as uncharacterized. Lineage: Eukaryota; Fungi; Ascomycota; Leotiomycetes; Thelebolales; Thelebolaceae. Gene Ontology annotation, cellular component: membrane. Gene Ontology annotation, biological process: transmembrane transport. The record is from RefSeq and is a predicted model, not a curated record. The transcript is spliced from 2 exons. The coding region runs from base 363 to 2114 and encodes 583 amino acids. Gene Ontology annotation, molecular function: transmembrane transporter activity.
GGAAGGUUUGGAAGCUUCCUGUUUUUCUUUUCGCUGUAGUCUGUGUGUGGUGGGCCAUAUAUAGUAUAUACGUGCUCUUCUCUCGUUUUGAUUUUUCUCUUAUUUCUCAUACUACUUUACUUUACUACAGUUCGAUAUAUAUCUUAAUAUCCAGUUCGAAAGGCUGAGAUUGUGAUAACCCUCAUACAUACGGGCAGACAUCCUAUACACUUACUUUUCAUUGCAAUACACAACAGCCUAGUUCGAAACGUUUAUAGACUUCAAACUACUCUACAGAGACUCAAACCUCCUUUACUAGCUUUCAGAGACCAUCUUUAACGGUACUGGCGACGAGCCAGGAACCCCAAACACCCCCUUUCGCCAUGUCCGACGAAAAGACCACAGCGGCGGCGGACCUGGAGGCCCAGGCCACCGCCUCCUCCACCACCCUCCCCGCACCAAACAACACUCAUCUCGAGGUCGAGAAGAUCGAGGCCGCUUCCAUCGCCAGCUCAGAUUAUGAACAUAGCGAAGUCGAGGCCAUGGAUGCUGGGCGCCAGACCGAUUUGGCAAUCGAUAGAGUCAUGUCCCGUGGCUUAGUCAAGACCGCUUCCGAGGCCGGCACACUCAAGAGGACCGAGACGAAGAGCAGCAGGAUCACACGCGUACUAACCCGCAUCGCCACGACCAAAGAGAAGCUUGAGCCCUCCCCCAUCCCCGAGCAAAACCUCGACGAAGGCGUCGUAGGAUGGGAAGGGCAAGACGACCCAAAUAUGCCCCUCAACUUUCCCGACGGCAAGAAGUUCCUCCUCCUCUUCCUCAUCUCGGCCAUCACCUUCAUCUCGCCCCUUGCUUCCUCCAUGUUCGCCCCCGGCGUCUCCUUCAUGAACAAAGAAUUCCACAACACCUCCACUAUCCUCUCCGCCUUCUGCGUCUCCGUCUUCGUCCUCGGCUACGCCGUCGGCCCGCUCCUCCUCUCCCCGCUCUCCGAGAUCUACGGUCGUCGCCCCGUCCUCGCCUGCGCCAACGUCACAUUCGUGCUCUGGCAGAUCGGGUGCGCUCUGGCACCUAACCUCAACGCCCUGAUCGUCUUCCGCUUCUUCGCCGGCGUCGGCGGAUCAGCCUGUAUCACCAUCGGCGGCGGCGUCAUCGCCGACCUCUUCCAACCCGAGCAGCGCGGCUUCGCAUCCGCCAUCUUCUCCCUCGGGCCCCUCUUCGGCCCCGUCGUCGGUCCCAUCACCGGCGGUUUCAUCGCCCAGCGCGCCGGCUGGCGCUGGGUCUUCUGGGUCCUCCUCAUCGCCUCCGGCGUCGUCUCCUGCGGAAUCGAAUGCUUCAACAAAGAAACCAACCACCGCGUUCUCAUCCGUCGCAAAACCGAAGCCCUCCGCAUCUCCCUCUCGCGUCCCGAGCUCCGCUCCUGCUACGACUCCGCCGGCCCGCCUCUCCCUCCCCGCACCGUCCUCAUGAACGGCUUCAUGCGUCCACUCAAGAUGCUCACCAUGACUGUCAUCACCCCGCUCAUGUCCCUCUACAUGGCCGUCGUCUACGGCCUCCUCUACCUCCUCUUCACCACCAUCACCGGCGUCUUCCAGAAGCAAUACCACUGGGACCCCGAGAUCACCGGACUCGCUUACCUCGGCGUCGGCAUCGGAUUCUUCUCCGGCGUCGCUGUCGUCGCCAAAAUCUCCGACGCAACAGUCGUCCGCAUGACCCUCGCCAACGGCGGCGUCCGCGAGCCAGAGAUGCGUCUCCCAGCUUGCGUCAUGUUCGCCUGCUUCAUCCCCGUCUCCUUCUUCUGGUACGGAUGGACUGCAUACAAGCAGGUCCACUGGAUCGUUCCCAUCAUCGGCCUCAUCCCCUUCGGCUUCGGUAUGAUGGGUGUCUUUAUCCCGAUUCAGACAUACAUGAUUGAUGCGUUCCCCGAGUACGCAGCGUCUGCCGUCGCGGCAUUGACAGCGAGUCGGAGUGUGUUCGCGGCUGUGUUGCCGCUUGCUGCGCCGGCUAUGUAUGAUAAGCUUGGUCUUGGGUGGGGGAACUCGCUGCUGGGGUUCAUUGCGUUGGCGAUGAUUCCGGUGCCGGCGCUUAUUUUUAAGUAUGGAAAGAAUAUUCGCACGAAGUAUCCGGUGAAGCUGUAGGCUUUGGAUGGGGAUGUUGGUUACUUACAUACUCCUUUACGGAUUUUUUUUUGUUUUUUUCAGAGGCAUUGCGUGGUGUUUUGAUUUUUGGGAAAAGCUCUAGUUGAGCUCAGCCGGCGAUGAUAUCCAGCAAAAUUGUUAUGGGGUUUUGGAUAGAGGGGGUGC